GAGGGGCCGGCGACGCCGAGCGGGCCGGCAGACGCCAGGUCCGUGAGUGCCUGCAGAGCUGGAAGGUCUCGGCUUCAGCCUCGAUUGCCGUUCUAAAAUUCUGGAUGGGAUGGAGAAGGGCGGGGAGAAAGAACCACCACUAGCUACAAUAUGGAGAGAUCCUAGCACCAUGGGAACCCCAGCCUCUGUUACCUGUGAUUUGCCACAGAAUCAAAUUGUUAAAUCAUGUACCAGAAAAAGAGCAUCUGCCAAUAUUUUCCAGGGGGUGGGGUUACUGCAAUUACGUCGUCUCUUCCGUAGCAGUGGGGAUAUGCAAGCAGAAGAACGAGCCCAGCUAAUUUGGGAACGCGCAGAAAGCCACUGCAUUACUCGGGCCUUACAACAGCUUCACAGAAGGCAGAGAAAACUGAAGCUGCAAGCCAAUGGGAGGCCUCCAUCUGGAAAGGGCAGUAGUAGUAGGCUGCUAGAGCUACAGCACUUCAGUCACUUAAGGAUUGAAGACUGUAAUACAUCUUCUGCUGCUGUUCAUGCUGACAGUAGGAAAGAGAUAGAGACAGCAGAUGGAAGUGGCCACUACAUUGCUUCCCAAUAUAGGAAGAAGGAAAAUGAGAUGGGUGUGACUGCAUACACAAUGAAAAAUGAUUGUGAUCGUAUGCCAGUGAUUGUGGCUGAGUGUAAUCAGACUAGCCUGGAGAAGCCUCAAAGGGAGAAUGUUUGACAAAUGAUUGCAGGUAACAGCAGAAAAAAAUUUAAAAAUUCUUUUGCUCUCCAGCACUUUGGUUUGCUAAUUUAGAGACUUGAUCAGUUUAUGUCAAAGCACAAACACUACGUAUUUUGACUAUUUAUGGUUUAUAUUUAAUAAAGCUUCCUGCCUGAAUGUAA
Protobothrops mucrosquamatus (brown spotted pit viper) is the source of this 882-nucleotide messenger RNA. It is a transcript of the gene AVPI1, whose product is annotated as arginine vasopressin induced 1. The transcript is spliced from 3 exons. The record is from RefSeq and is a predicted model, not a curated record. NCBI's taxonomy places the organism in Eukaryota, Metazoa, Chordata, Lepidosauria, Squamata, Viperidae. Bases 110 to 718 code for a protein of 202 amino acids.